Messenger RNA from Zophobas morio, 929 nucleotides. RefSeq names its product cofilin/actin-depolymerizing factor homolog (gene tsr). Gene Ontology annotation, biological process: actin filament fragmentation; actin filament severing. The coding region runs from base 365 to 811 and encodes 148 amino acids. Gene Ontology annotation, molecular function: actin filament binding. NCBI's taxonomy places the organism in Eukaryota, Metazoa, Arthropoda, Insecta, Coleoptera, Tenebrionidae. The record is from RefSeq and is a predicted model, not a curated record. The transcript has 4 exons. Gene Ontology annotation, cellular component: actin cytoskeleton; cytoplasm; actin cortical patch.
AAAUCUAUUUACUUGUCAAACAAUCUGUAGACACGUCACAGGUUAAAAGAUUUCAAGAAAAGCAGAGUGUCUCUUGAAAUAAAUUGCUGAAACGUUGUGCCGCAAUUUAAGCACCGGGUUUGAAAAAGCGCGUACGUCGUACGCAACAAAAAGUAAUUCUGGUGAAUCUCCCAAACCUUGCAGAAAGUAACCAACAGCUGGUGCUGCUUUGUAAGAAAACAGGCGCACUCCUCGCAUACCGGCAGAUCAACGUCCGCUCUAGACCUCCAAAGCGAAGUAACAGCACACGGCACAGUCGUUUUUAAUUCAUUACGUCUGGCAGUUCAAUAUUGUGAAAAUUAUUGUUCUUCUUAGAUAAUUCAAAAUGGCAUCGGGUGUCACCGUUUCUGAUGCGUGUAAGACAACGUAUGAGGAAAUAAAGAAAGACAAGAAGCAUCGCUAUGUGAUCUUUUUCAUCAAGGAUGAAAGACAAAUUGAUGUGGAGGUAAUAGGAGCUCGGGAUGAAGAGUACGACCAAUUCCUUCAAAAUUUACAAGCAGGAGGAGCGGGAGAAUGUCGCUAUGGUCUCUAUGACUUUGAAUACAUGCAUCAGUGUCAAGGCACAUCGGAGUCUUCUAAGAAACAAAAAUUGUUCUUAAUGUCCUGGUGCCCUGAUACCGCCAAAGUUAAGAAGAAGAUGUUGUAUUCAAGCUCAUUUGAUGCUCUUAAGAAAUCAUUGGUAGGUGUACAGAAGUACAUACAGGCGACGGACCUGUCUGAAGCUAGCCAGGAGGCUGUGGAAGAAAAGCUCAGAGCCACUGACCGUCAGUAACCUGUUGCUAUUCUCCUUUAAGUUACGACUGUCUUGUCUACUCAACGCACCGACCUACCAAGGUGUAUUAUUUAUAUAAGUAUUUGAAUAUUUAAUAAAGCUUCAUUUUUAAAUUGUA